CCUAAAUCCAGGGCGUUAAACGUCCAGGCGAACCUGGAUGCAAAAAGGCGAUCGGAACCGAAGAGAGCAAGCAUGCAGCGCCACCUUGUUCGUCACGCAGCAGCGUCCAUCGCGGCCAUGACGAUGGCCUUCUCCGUGGCCUCAUGCCAGAAGGAGCGCGUCUACGAGAGCGGCGAGGUCCUCGGGCGUGGCGUCAAGCUCGAGCUGUGGAAGGCCAAGCACAAGAACGUCGAGGUGCUCGACCUCGAGAGCGAGACAAUCCAGACGGGCAUGACGCACCUGCGCGACUACGCCUCGUCGGGCGCCAAGUUUAUGCACUGCGCCGACAAGCUUAUUCGCAACGUGCUCGAGGCCGCGUUGACGCAGCUGCCCAACGAUGAAGACGCGGUGGUCACGACGCCCCUCGGGUACAAGGCCAAGGGCGUCGACUACGAAGACAACGUCAAGGUCUGCGGUAUCGCGCUUUGCGACGACAAGCUGUGCACGGAGCGCCUUGAGCAUCUGUUGGCGUCGACGCUUCCGUUCGACUCUACGAUCGGUGCAAUCAAGCUCCAGGACAAUGCGAUUGCAACGGCAUCGCUGCCCGACGACCUUGAAGAGAGCUUUGUCGUGCUGCUGCACCCGGACUUUGCCUCGUUCGAGAACGUGCAGCCCGUCAUCAAGUUGCUGCUCAAGAAGGGCGUCGAGCCCGACCACAUCCAAGUCGUUUCGCUUGUGACGUGCCCCGCGGCGGCCGACCAAUUCUGCAAGGUCUUCCCGGACGUCAAUCUCGUCACAGCUUCGUACGACGCAGCGUCCGACAGCCAAGGCCGCAUUGUGCCUGGCAUUGGCAACUUUGAAGCGCGCUACAUCGGAAACGACGGCCCCGUCUCGGACGAGCCGCCGAGCGUCGACCCUGCGACCGAGGCCACCAGCGGUAGCAGCAGCUGGUGGCCCUUCAAGUAAAUCAUUGCGUGCAUUGGAGAAUAGAGCCAUAUCGGCCAUGUCCUAACCGCGUGAAUCGAGUCCGUUGGCGCGUAUGCUGCUGACGCAGGGUGACUUCCUUUGGGUGCGGGUGACUUCCUUUGGGUGCACUCGACUUUGAUGCUGACAACAACUACCGAGUACAUAUGGCCACACA
Molecule: messenger RNA, 1120 nt
Organism: Saprolegnia diclina VS20
Lineage: Eukaryota; Oomycota; Saprolegniomycetes; Saprolegniales; Saprolegniaceae
Exons: 8
Coding region: 73-945 (290 amino acids)
Source: RefSeq, a predicted model, not a curated record